Messenger RNA from Exophiala mesophila, 2283 nucleotides. RefSeq lists its product as uncharacterized. The record is from RefSeq and is a predicted model, not a curated record. Lineage: Eukaryota; Fungi; Ascomycota; Eurotiomycetes; Chaetothyriales; Herpotrichiellaceae. Gene Ontology annotation, biological process: positive regulation of transcription from RNA polymerase II promoter by galactose; DNA-templated transcription. Gene Ontology annotation, molecular function: RNA polymerase II cis-regulatory region sequence-specific DNA binding; zinc ion binding; DNA-binding transcription factor activity, RNA polymerase II-specific. Gene Ontology annotation, cellular component: nucleus. Bases 1 to 2283 code for a protein of 760 amino acids. The transcript is spliced from 2 exons.
AUGCCUCCCAAAGAUGAUUCCGCUGACAACUCCAGGCCAGCAAAGAUCCGGAGAGUGGCCGCUGCGUGUGAUGACUGCCGCCAAAAGAAAAUCAAGUGUGACGGUGUUCGCCCAGUGUGCUCCCCCUGCCGCUUGCGCACCCGGUCAACUCGGUGCUCGUGGGGAGUCCGUAAAGUAAGAGGCGUCGGUGUCUCUCAUGCUGAUUUGCGUCGUCUGCAAGAGCGUGUCAGAGAGCUUGAGGAAUCGAAAGAUGUCGUCAAAUCGCAUCAGCCUCAUGCAUCGACCGAAGAAUCCUUGGAGCCUCCCGUACCCGACGAACCAGUGAAUGAAGAUGACGAGAGCCACCCUCAAAGCAUGACAUUGAUGGGAUUGACCAGCGAGGAUCAGGGCAUUGUCACUCACCCAGACAAAGAUUCCAGUGCCCAUGCCUUUACAAACUGGAUCAAAACCGUCCUGGAUCCCCCAUCCAAAGCUUCAGAGUCUCCAGCCACAUCUGUAUCGGCAUCGCAGGUGCCAUAUCACCAGAGCAAAAGGUCGCGCACUAAGAAAGUACAUAUGGAAAGUUACGUCUUGCCAUCACGAAAGCGAGCGAACUAUCUCCUCGAAUCUUACUGGCGUCGUGCGGUCUAUCCUUUUGUUGAUGCAACUACCAUCAACUCGUACUAUGCGAGGCUUUGGACCGGGGACGAUCUCGGUGACGAAGGUCCAGCUUUUCUCUGCCUGAUCAAUCUGAUCUUUAGUAUGGCAUGUACCAUGGAUAGCGAAACCAAGUCCAGUGAGCGUGGUGCACAGGCAAACGUUUUUUACGAACGCGCCCGAGAAUUUAUCGACCUCGACUUUCUCAACGCAAGUUCACUGCUCACUGUGCAAUGUUUCCUGGUACUGGGAGAGUAUCUUCAAAGCAAGAAUGACCCUCAGGGAUGCUGGACCUUUAUCGGUCUUGCCAUAAGAUGCGCUCAAAGCCUAGAGCUAGAUCAGCCGGUCCAACCUGCCAGUAUUGUCAGCUUCCAUGAUCCAGAAUUAUCACGAAGAUUGUGGCACAGCUGUGUUUUGAUGGAUCGAUCUGUGGCUAUGACACUUGGCCGUCCUGCUGUCAUUACUCCUGAAGCUGCAGCUGCAGUCCCGUAUCCUACAGCACAUCUUGAUGGGUCCGAAUGUCGGUGCUACGAUGAGAAUUGUCAAGACCAAGUGCAGUCUUCUGACCAUUUCUUCGUGGAAGCUUUGAAGCUCUAUGAAGCAAUGAACGACAUCUGGCUGACCCUGUACAACCCGGCCGCCGCCGCAAGAGCCUCUCCAGAUCCAUUUUCAGAACUUUUUGGUAUCAUGGGGAAAAGAGCAGUGGGAGUCAUCUUUGAAAUGGACGCCAAACUAUGGUCAUUGACUCAUGCUUUGCCACAAUCCCUCAGGCCAGAGUAUGAAGCAGUGAAGACACCUAUCCAAGUUCGACAAACCAAUAUAUUACGCCUCAGACAUCGUCACAUUCGUAUGCUCCUCUUUCGGCCUGUUCUAGCCCGACUUCCUGUUGCUAUGGCAUCAACUUCUCAGUCACUGGAGUCUAGAAUGCCACGCCGUAUCGCCUUACAAUUUUCCAUCUGCUGUGUGGAGACAGCUCUGGAGACGAUCAAUAUUUUCUACGAGAUCGCAUCAGGUAAGCAACUGGAUCAGCUAGAUGAUCUCCUUCCGGGUUGGUGGUAUAGCAUUCUUUACAUAUAUUCGGCAGCAAGCGUCAUCAUCGCAGGACGCCUGCAUCCUGAAGUCGUCGCCACCGUCUCUGAAGAAGCAAUCGUCCGAGGUUGGGAAAGUGUCAUGAAGAUCUUGCAAGAGCUUUCCAACUUGACUACCGAUGCUGCACGGUGCGCGGCAACGUUGGACAUGCUCUACCACAAGGUCUUGCGGCAUCACUCUGCCCAAGGCGCCCCAGAAGUCCGACAGCCUAUCGACCCAAGUUAUAUGAACAACGAUCAUUUGCCAGAGCCUGGAAGCGGCUCAACUUUCGCCAUUGACCAUACUACCGACUUACCUGAGUCAACGAUCGAGUUCAGACCCCAAAGACAUACGCCGACUUCUCGUGAUCCUGAUGACCCAGAAGCAUCUGGGAACAUGCAGAUGGAUGAAUGGGGCUUUGGUCAGUCAUUCAGGGGCGCGGACGGAUUCGAGGCUUUCAGCUCGCACUUGUGGCCAGACUCCGAUUUCAUGAAUCCUUCGGAUGUUUCUUUCGAUCUUAGCAACAUGUCAUGGCUUACUUCUGUGCCACCACAAUUACACGGGUCUCAUCGAAGCUGA